AUGGAGAGACAUCCUCUGCUUGCUUUACUACUUAUGCUUAUCCUCAGUGUCACCUCAGUCUGCAGUAACGAGUACAGUGAGACUGGUUCAUGCACAGACAACCAAAGGGCCUAUAGUGGCUCAUGUUAUGAGUUUAUGACCCUACCACAAAGCUUUGGUAAUGCUCAGGCUGAGUGUGAGCUCAGCGGGGGACAUCUAGCCUUUAUCCAUAAUGAAGAAACACAGCAGUUUCUCCGGAAUCAUUUGCAGCCACAGCACAACUGGUGGAUUGGUUUAACGUCUUUAUUCUUCAACCUGAGCUCUCCCCAUUCUAAAGAUCCAUUGUCCUGGCUAGAUGGCUCUGAAGUGAGUUACUCAAACUGGCUGGACUUUCAUGGUACUGGCUGUGGCUACAUCUCCAAUGAAUUAGAUUUUCAUUGGGUGACAACAGAAAACUGCAGCCAGAAGUUCUACUUUAUCUGUGAAUUUGAGUCGGGACAGACUCUGGCCUGUCUGGACAACCAUGCUGUGCUGAAAUGUGACCCUGGUCAGGCCAUAGGGAUUGAUGAGAGCUUCUACGGCAGAAACAAAGUGCACUACUGCAGAGUCAACCAUUCUCUCUCCAACACAUCUGUACAUGACCUGUGUAACUGGGUGAAUGUAAAGAGUGUGAUAUCAGAGGUUUGCGAUGGUCAUCAAGUUUGCGAAGUUCCUGUAGAAACAUCAGCCUUUGGAGAGCCUUGUCCACACCUUGGAAGUUAUCUGUCUAUAAAAUAUCACUGCAAAGAUGAACCCAAUUUAUCAGCAAGAAAUGGAGCCAGACACUCUUCACAGUUUAAAAGGUCUGUUUCAGAUAAUAUAAUAAACACUUGCACAUGCCAAGAUCUACAUGACAGCAAUAAAGCUGAUAUUAAUAUCAAGUGUUUGACAAACUGUGAUAUAGUAGAUGUCAAUAUGAACAUUUCUCUACAAUCAGACCCAACAAAUUUAACAGAGAUUGAGUGGUUUUACGUAAAGCCUGAGCAGUUCUCCAUACAGCCUAAGGGUUCGGUUGUUGUGUCUCCAUGCAAGAAAAACAAAAAUGGUCAGAUGCAUCUUAGUCAUCUUGGAAGUGGUACCUUUUAUAAUGUUUCGAGUGUGUUAUUGAAAACCCUCAGUCCUGGCAGCACUAUUGUAGUUAAAGGCUAUAAAAAUCAAGAUCUUGGUUAUGGUUGCUACAAUAUUCAACUCCCAACAUUCCGAAACCCUAGACCGAAGCGUGCCUCUAUCGUAAAUCUACCCUCAACCACUUGUACAAUUUCCCCUUCCACUGGAGAUAUCUUUACUCUCUUCAACAUAAAUUGCAUAAGUUGCCCAAUCCAGAAUUGUAGAAUUUUCCUGAUCACCUCUACAGGUGAUUACGUGAAUAUUGGUUAUCAUGUGACCACAAACAACAACCUGUUCCUUCCACAGGGAAGCAUCCAACUGUCUUUGACUAAUUUGCUUGAUCAGGAAUACGGCACUACACUCCCCAAUCAGGUCACAGUUAGCACCAAUGUCUCUGUCGGAGCUGUAAAGAAUGUUGUGUCAAAAGCUGUAUCUCUGCAAAACUCAAGAGCGAUAUCAACCGACAUGUUAGCGCUGUUGUUUAAGACCAUUUCCGAUAACAUGAACAGCAGUUACAGCCAAAAUGAUAAAGAAAUGCUGGUGGAGAGCAUGUCUACAUCUUUGUGUAAGGCGAUGUCCCAAGGAAAUACGGAUCUUCUAAAUGGAAUUAAGGUUAUAUCUUCCUCUGUCCUAAGUCUUGUCAUGCAUGAAAAUGAGCUGACACCCAAUGCUAAGGCAGCAGUAUGCUGUGUUCUUGACCAAAUUAGUAAGAUCCAAAUCUCUCCGUUGAAGGUGAUGGGAAAUGUUACAGCAACCACUGCAACUUUGCCUGUUGUUUUGGCAGCCAGUAUUCUGCUUAACCUUUCUGCUGCCAAUGACCAACAGACCUCUGAGUCAUUGCUCCGGAUACUGAACCAAGUACAGGGCACCAUGCUGGCUAAUAAACCAAUAAACACAGAGCCAAUAGUACUCAGUUCUCCACUGAUUAAUCUGUAUGUGAACAGGCUGACAUGGGAUAAACUUAACCAGUUCCAGAUCAGCACUGGGAGCAAUUCGGUUAUCUUUUCACUUCCUUCUUCAGUUUCUUAUUGGUUUAAUUCAAAUGAUCCAGUGAAUUUGCGUAUGAUGAACAUUGGGCUAAACCCUUAUGCUUGGAACAACGAUGAGAUCAUUAGUGGAACCAUUGGGGGUCUCUCUCUUACCAAAGAUGAUGGUAGUGUUAUCCAAUUGAGAAAUCUCCCGGACGAAAUCGAGAUUCUCUUUCCAAGUGUGAGCGCUACAGCUUCAAAUCGAACAUUUCUGAACCUGACAACAGGUAACGGCACUAUGCCAAUCUAUGUGACUGCUCGACGCACCUCCCUGGUGGUGAAGUUGGAGCCUUCAGAUUCGACCCCUUUGAUGAUGUAUCUGGGCUUUAAUUACUAUCCAAAUAACAUCAGACAUUUGGCAAAGAUCCAGUUACCUCAGACAAGCAACUCCCAAGGGGACGGGUAUACAUGGGUGAUAACGCCUUACCAAAUGUAUUUAGGCGUGGGAAUUUACUAUCUUCUAGUAGUGCCUAUAGUACCAGCAGGUGGGCAAUCACCUGCGUCAGUGCUGAUCACAGCGCUUACCACUAACUGCAACUACUGGAAUGAUCAUGACAAGGGUUGGAAGGACGAUGGCUGUAGGGUUGGCCCUCUCACCACAACACUGGUCACUCAGUGCCUGUGCAAUCACCUCACAACGUUUGGGACAUCGCUCUCUGUCAUACACGACACGGUUGGUGUGUCUCACACUGCUCAUCUUUUUCCCACCUUUCUCAACAACUUGCUGGUGAUGGGUAUUUUUGGUGCCAUAUUCCUGGGCUGCAUUAUAACAGUGAUGUGGGCCCACAAGAAAGACAUUGAGGAUAAAACAAAGGUAUAG
This is a messenger RNA of Clarias gariepinus (North African catfish), 2973 nucleotides long. Its product is annotated as polycystic kidney disease protein 1-like 2. Bases 1 to 2973 code for a protein of 990 amino acids. NCBI's taxonomy places the organism in Eukaryota, Metazoa, Chordata, Actinopteri, Siluriformes, Clariidae. The record is from RefSeq and is a predicted model, not a curated record. The transcript is spliced from 19 exons. Gene Ontology annotation, molecular function: carbohydrate binding.